GCCUGGCGCGAGGAACCGUUAAGAUGGACAACAAAUAUAACCAAUGAGGUCCUCAGACUAGGGCGUUGGGAACCCAAUAACAGUGGUUGGGCGGGCGCCUUUCCGGAGCGCGGGGAGAUGUAAAGACAGACAAAUCGUUUUCCCAAUGAGACUGUAGAAGAGACGAGCUAAUUGACCAAUGAGGACUACGGGGCGGGAUCCUUUACCGCGGCGGAGUCCAAGAUGGCGGCGUGCGGUUCCGCUGUGUGAAACGAGCGCGGGGCGGCGGGUUAAUCAUCUCCUCGGAGACGACCUCCGACGACCCGCAACAAUGAAGGGAAAAGAGCGCUCUCCAGUCAAGCCCAAACGCUCCCGUGGAGGUGAGGACUCGACUUCCCGCGGGGAGCGGAGCAAGAAGUUAGGGGGCUCUGGUGGCAGCAAUGGGAGUAGCAGCGGAAAGACCGACAGCGGCGGCGGGUCGCGGCGCAGCCUUCAUCUGGACAAGUCCAGCAGCCGAGGUGGCAGCCGCGAGUAUGACACUGGUGGGGGCAGCUCCAGUAGCCGCUUGCAUAGUUACAGCUCCCCAAGCACCAAAAAUUCCUCGGGCGGGGGCGAGUCGCGCAGCAGCUCCCGGGGUGGAGGCGGGGAGUCACGUUCCUCUGGGGCCGCCUCCUCAGCUCCUGGCGGCGGGGACGGCGGGGAAUACAAGACACUGAAGAUAAGCGAGUUGGGGUCCCAGCUGAGUGACGAAGCGGUGGAGGACGGACUGUUUCACGAGUUCAAACGUUUCGGUGAUGUAAGUGUCAAAAUCAGUCAUCUCUCGGGUUCUGGCAGCGGGGAUGAGCGAGUAGCCUUUGUGAACUUCCGGCGGCCAGAGGACGCGCGGGCGGCCAAGCAUGCCCGAGGCCGCCUAGUGCUCUAUGACCGGCCCCUGAAGAUAGAAGCUGUGUAUGUGAGCCGGCGCCGCAGCCGCUCCCCAUUAGACAAAGAUACUUAUCCUCCGUCAGCCAGUGUGGUCGGGGCGUCUGUAGGUGGGCACCGGCACCCCCCUGGAGGAGGUGGAGGCCAGAGAUCGCUUUCCCCUGGUGGCGCAGCCUUGGGAUACAGAGACUACCGGUUGCAGCAGUUGGCUCUUGGCCGCCUGCCCCCUCCACCUCCGCCACCAUUGCCCCGUGAGCUGGAGAGAGAGCGAGACUACCCGUUCUAUGAGAGAGUGCGCCCAGCAUACAGUCUUGAGCCAAGGGUGGGAGCUGGGGCAGGUGCUGCUCCUUUCCGAGAAGUGGAUGAGAUCUCACCCGAGGAUGAUCAGCGAGCUAACCGGACGCUUUUCUUGGGCAACCUAGACAUCACUGUGACAGAGAGUGAUCUCAGAAGGGCUUUUGACCGCUUUGGAGUCAUCACCGAGGUAGACAUCAAGAGGCCUUCUCGGGGCCAGACCAGUACCUAUGGCUUUCUCAAAUUUGAGAACCUAGACAUGUCUCACCGGGCCAAACUAGCAAUGUCUGGCAAAAUUAUCAUUCGGAAUCCUAUCAAAAUUGGUUAUGGUAAAGCUACACCCACCACCCGCCUCUGGGUAGGUGGUCUGGGACCUUGGGUGCCUCUUGCUGCCCUGGCCCGAGAGUUUGACCGAUUUGGCACCAUUCGCACUAUAGACUACCGCAAAGGUGAUAGUUGGGCAUAUAUCCAAUAUGAAAGCCUCGAUGCGGCUCAUGCUGCCUGGACCCAUAUGCGUGGCUUUCCACUUGGUGGCCCAGAUCGUCGCCUUAGAGUAGACUUUGCAGAUACAGAACAUCGUUACCAGCAGCAAUAUCUGCAGCCUCUGCCCUUAACUCAUUAUGAGUUGGUGACAGAUGCUUUUGGACAUCGAGCACCUGACCCUUUGAGGGGUGCUCGGGAUAGGACACCACCCUUACUGUACAGAGAUCGUGACAGAGACCUUUAUCCUGACUCUGACUGGGUGCCACCCCCACCCCCAGUCCGUGAACGCAGCACUCGGACUGCAGCUACUGCUGUGCCUGCUUAUGAGCCACUGGAUAGCCUGGAUCGCAGGCGAGAUGGCUGGUCCUUGGACCGGGACAGAGGCGAGCGAGAUCUGCCCAGCAGCAGAGACCAGCCUAGGAAGCGAAGACCGCCUGAGGAAAGUGGGGGCCGGCACCUGGAUAGGUCCCCUGAGAGUGACCGUCCCCGAAAACGUCACUGUGCUCCUUCUCCCGACCGCAGCCCAGAAUUGACCAGUAGCCGGGAUCGCUACAACAGUGACAAUGAUCGAUCUUCCCGUCUUCUUAUCUUGGAAAGGCCCUCUCCAGUCAGAGACAGACGAGGUAGUUUGGAGAAGAGCCAGGGUGACAAGCGAGACCGUAAAAACUCUGCAUCAGCUGAACGGGAUAGGAAGCACCGGACAGCUGCUCCCACUGAGGGAAAAAGCCCUCUGAAAAAAGAAGACCGGUCUGAUGGGAGUGCACCCAGCACCAGCACUGUUUCCUCGAAGCUAAAGUCCCCUUCCCAGAAACAGGAUGGUGGGACAGCACCCACAGCUGCAGCCUCUCCCAAACUCUGUUUGGCCUGGCAGGGCAUGCUUCUUUUGAAGAACAGCAACUUUCCUUCCAACAUGCAUCUGUUGCAGGGUGACCUCCAAGUGGCUAGUAGUCUUCUUGUGGAGGGCUCAACUGGAGGCAAAGUAGCCCAGCUCAAGAUCACUCAGCGUCUUCGUUUGGACCAGCCCAAGUUGGAUGAAGUAACUCGACGCAUCAAAGUGGCAGGGCCCAAUGGUUAUGCCAUUCUUCUGGCUGUGCCUGGAAGUUCUGACAGCAGGUCCUCCUCUUCUUCAGCCACGUCAGACACUGCCACCUCUACUCAGAGGCCACUUAGGAACCUUGUGUCCUAUUUAAAGCAAAAGCAAGCCGCUGGGGUGAUAAGCCUCCCUGUGGGGGGCAACAAAGACAAGGAAAACACCGGGGUCCUACAUGCUUUCCCACCCUGUGAGUUCUCCCAGCAGUUCCUGGAUUCCCCUGCCAAGGCACUGGCCAAAUCUGAAGAAGAUUACCUGGUCAUGAUCAUUGUCCGUGCAAAACUGGUGAACUGCGGAUUGAAGAUAUGGAAUUCAAAGCUCUAAUGGACCUUUUUGAAGAGAAGUUGUGGCUUAUGUGGAGUUUACAUGGGCCUCUUGAUGGAAGAAAGCUAAUCUGUUUAGUAUUUGUGCAUUUUACUAAAAUGGCAGCUUAAAGUUGUGUAUCUGCUAUUGUGAUGCCAAUGCCGGUGUUUUAAGUGGAAAAAAAAUGACCUCUUGCUUUGUGCUGUGUACACAAGAUUUCUGGAAAAGUAAAGAAAAACCCUUUUUAUGGCUCACACAGCUUAAAAGUA
Callorhinus ursinus (northern fur seal) is the source of this 3339-nucleotide messenger RNA. RefSeq names its product RNA binding motif protein 15 (gene RBM15). The record is from RefSeq and is a predicted model, not a curated record. Gene Ontology annotation, molecular function: RNA binding. NCBI's taxonomy places the organism in Eukaryota, Metazoa, Chordata, Mammalia, Carnivora, Otariidae.